Molecule: messenger RNA, 1674 nt
Organism: Sphaerulina musiva SO2202
Lineage: Eukaryota; Fungi; Ascomycota; Dothideomycetes; Mycosphaerellales; Mycosphaerellaceae
Product: MFS transporter
Exons: 4
Coding region: 1-1674 (557 amino acids)
Biological process (GO): transmembrane transport
Molecular function (GO): transmembrane transporter activity
Source: RefSeq, a predicted model, not a curated record
AUGUCCCGGGUGCGGAAAAAACAGACUAACCUCCCAAACCCCCUUCCAGUCCUCCCCAAACGCCAACUCAUCUUCGUCUUCAGCAUCAUGUCCUUGUCUUUAAUAGUCUGCUUCAUCGACCAAAACGGCAUCAGCGUCCUCCUCCCCUCCAUCGCACAAGACCUACACGCGCAAUCCACAAUUUCCUGGGCAGGCACAUCCGCUCUCAUCGCCAACACCGUCUUCCAAGUCCUCUACGGCCGACUCUCGGAUCUCUUUGGACGCAAAACCGUCCUCUUGUCCGCUCUGGUACUCUUGGCAUUGAGUGAUCUCGCGUGCGGCCUGGCGGUGAAUGCGACCAUGUUGUAUGUCUUUCGCGCGUUGGCGGGGGUGGCGAAUGGGGGCAUUGCGAGUUUGAGUAUGAUGAUUGUGUCGGAUGUGGUGACGUUGCGAGAAAGGGGCAAGUAUCAGGGGAUUUUGGGAUUCAUGGUCGGAGCGGGGAAUGCGGCGGGUCCGUUGAUUGCGGCGGCGUUUGCGGUGCAUGCGACGUGGAGAGGACUGUUUUAUUUGCUGGCUCCGUUGUCGUUGGUGGCGUUUGCGGCGAGUUGGAUGUGGUUGCCGACGAACAUGCCCAAGUUGAAUUGGAAAGAGACGGUGGCGAGGAUCGAUGUGUUGGGCUUGUUUUUGGGGGCUGCUGCGGUGAUUUUGUUGCUGAUUCCCACCUCGUCCGGCGGACAUGCGGGCACGCCGUGGGAUUCGCCUGAAGUGAUUGCGUUUUUUGUGGUCGGGGGUGUAUGUUUGAUUGCCUUUCUGCUGGUCGAGUGGAAAUGGGCGAAGCUGCCCAUGAUGCCUCUGGGAAUGUUCAAGACUGUGUCUGUGAGUGCCAUGCUCGCGCAGAGUUUCUUACUGGGCAUGGCAUAUUACAGCUACUUGUACUUUUUGCCACUGUACUUUCAAAACGUUCGCGGGAAGAGCGCUCUCCUGGCAGCCUGCUAUCAGCUCCCCAUGGUGUUGACGCAAUCGUGCUCUUCCAUCCUAGGCGGACAGUACAUGUCACAUUUCAAUCGAUACGGAGAACUCAUCUGGGUCGGGUUCGGUGCAUACACUCUGGGAUCGGGACUGCUCAUCCUCGCCAACAGAACAAUACACCUCGGCCUCGUCAGUCUGUUUCUGGUCUUCACCGGGUUUGGUAUUGGAUUGACCUUUCAGCCCACGCUGGUAGCACUGCAAGCUCAUUGCCCCAAAGCACAGCGGGCAGUCGUCACAUCCAAUCGUAACUUUCUUCGCAGCUCCGGUGGCGCGGUAGGGUUGGCAGUCUCCUCUGCGAUCUUGUCCAACGUUCUCAAGGCAUCUCUACCCACGAGACUCCAGUCGAUUGCGGAAAGUACCUUUGCGGCACCCGAUUUGAGCAAAUAUUCCGAGUUGGACAGGAAUGCGAUUGCAGAUGCAUACGCCGAUGCGAGUCGAGCGGUCUUCAUCUUUUGCCUGCCCGUUGCGGGAAUUGCUUUCCUGCUGUCUGCUCUCAUCACGGACAAAGGUCUGAUACGAAAGGAGGAGCAAGUGGCCACUGUUCCCUCUGCAGCUGAGAAAGCAGUAACAGAGGCAGAGCAGGAUCCGAAAGAGACGACGAAAGAAGAAGAAGAAGAAGAAGAAGAAGAAGAAGAAGAAGAAGAAGAAGAAGAAGAAGCACUAUAG